Molecule: messenger RNA, 3655 nt
Organism: Rhea pennata
Lineage: Eukaryota; Metazoa; Chordata; Aves; Rheiformes; Rheidae
Gene: SGSM3
Product: small G protein signaling modulator 3
Exons: 23
Coding region: 224-2542 (772 amino acids)
Molecular function (GO): protein binding
Source: RefSeq, a predicted model, not a curated record
GGAGCGGCGUGUGGGGCCGCCGGGUCCGGGUCGGGAGCCCGCCGCGAGAAGAGGAGGAGGAGGGCGGCGGGCGGCUGCCGCCGACCAGGGCAGGCAGUGACUGUCUGCGGGCUCCAGGACAACUAGCAUCUACUUAUAGAGCUGGGUGGAAACCCCUCACCUCGGAAAACAGUGUAUCUGGAUACCUGCUGACCGUUUCUGCCACUCAGCCUUCCAUAGUGCAAUGUCAGGGCACCACACUCCCUCUGCUGGGGGUCCCUUCUCAGCGCUCACCCCCAGCAUUUGGCCACAGGAGAUCCUGGCAAAGUAUACACAGAAAGAAGAAUCCAUCGAGCAGCAAGAGUUCCGCUAUGAUGAAUUUGGUUUCCGAGUUGAUAAGGAAGAUGGUGCUGAGCCCAACUCCAGCAAGCUUCUGAGGAUCCCACUGACAGAAGAGCCACAGCAGAGGCUCAAGUGGCAAGCUCACCUGGAGUUCACACACAACCAUGACGUGGGUGACCUCACCUGGGACAAAAUUGAGGUCACCCUACCACAUUCAGACAAGUUGCGCUCUCUGGUGUUAGCCGGCAUCCCACACAGCAUGAGGCCACAGCUAUGGAUGCGUCUGUCUGGGGCCUUGCAGAAGAAGAGAAAUUCAGAGAUGUCAUAUCGGGAUAUUGUGAAAAACAGCUCUAAUGAUGAAACCAUUGCUGCCAAACAGAUUGAGAAGGACUUGCUCCGCACGAUGCCCAGCAACGCCUGCUUCUCCAACAUGAACAGUAUUGGGGUGCCGCGUCUACGCAGGAUACUCCGGGGACUUGCCUGGCUCUAUCCGGAGAUAGGAUAUUGCCAAGGCACUGGCAUGGUAGCAGCCUCCCUGCUGCUCUUCUUGGAAGAAGAAGAUGCCUUCUGGAUGAUGUGUGCUAUCAUUGAGGAACUAGUUCCGGCCUCCUACUUCAGCACCACCCUGAUGGGGGUGCAGACAGAUCAGCGUGUCCUACGACAGCUCAUUGUGCAGUACUUGCCCCGCCUGGACAAGCUGCUCCAGGAGCACGACAUCGAGCUGUCCCUGAUCACCUUGCACUGGUUCCUUACCUCUUUUGCUAGUGUUGUCCACAUCAAGCUGCUGCUACGUAUUUGGGACCUGUUUUUCUACCAAGGCUCUCUGGUGCUGUUCCAGCUCACAUUGGGCAUGCUCAGUAUGAAGGAGGAUGAGCUAAUCCAGUCUGAGAACUCUGCCUCAAUCUUCAACACGCUUUCGGACAUCCCAAGUCAGAUUGAAGAUGCGGAUGCGCUGCUGCGGGAGGCCAUGCGUGUGGCUGGCUCGCUAACAGAUGUGGCGGUGGAGACCCAGCGCCGCAAACACUUGGCCUACCUCAUUGCCGACCAGGGGCAGCUGCUCAACACCAGCACCACUGUCAACAGUUUGUCCAAGGUUGUACGGCGCAGGACUCAGCGCAGGAAAUCUGGCAUCACCUCUCUGCUUUUUGGGGAUGAUGACCUGGAGGCACUGAAAGCUAAGAACAUUAAGCAGACGGAGCUGGUAGCUGACCUGCGUGAGGCCAUUCUCCAAGUGGCGCGACACUUCCAGUGUGUGGAUCCCAAGAACUGCAGUAUUGAUCUGACUCCAGAUUACAGCAUGGAAAGCCACCAGCGGGACCAUGAGAACUAUGUAGCCUGUUCCCGCAACCGCCGGCGUCGAGCAAAGGCGCUUCUGGACUUUGAGCGUCAUGACGAUGACGAGCUGGGCUUCCGCAAGAACGACAUCAUCACGAUUGUCUCCCAGAAGGAUGAGCACUGUUGGGUGGGGGAACUGAAUGGACUGAGAGGUUGGUUUCCUGCAAAGUUUGUGGAAAUCUUGGAUGAGCGGAGCAAAGAGUACUCCAUCGCUGGAGAUGACACAGUCACAGAAGGAGUGACAGACUUGGUGCGAGGGACACUCUGUCCAGCCUUGAAGUCCAUAUUUGAACAUGGAUUGAAGAAGCCCUCUCUGCUAGGGGGACCCUGCCAUCCCUGGCUGUUCAUUGAAGAGGCUGCAAGCCGUGAAGUGGAACGAGACUUUGAUUCUGUGUAUUCUCGCCUUGUGCUCUGCAAGACUUACAGGCUCGAUGAAGAUGGCAAAGUCCUCACUCCAGAGGAGCUGCUUUACCGGGCAGUUCAGGCUGUGAACAUGACGCACGACGCUGCACACGCACAGAUGGAUGUGAAGCUUCGUUCCCUCAUUUGCGUCGGACUCAAUGAGCAGGUGCUGCAUUUGUGGCUGGAGGUGCUGUGCUCAAGCCUGCAGACCGUGGAGAAGUGGUUUCAUCCCUGGUCCUUCCUGCGCAGUCCUGGCUGGGUGCAGAUCAAGUGUGAGCUGAGAGUACUCUGCAAAUUUGCCUUCAGUCUCUCUCAGGACUGGGAGCUGCCUAUAAAGAGAGAGAUGCACCACUCUUUUCUGUGGGGGUGCUGUGACCUGGGUCCCUGUGCUGUCCUGCAGGAGAAGGAGAAGAAGCCACUGAAGGAAGGGGUGCAGGACAUGCUGGUGAAGCACCAUCUCUUCAGCUGGGACAUAGAUGGGUGACCAUCACCAUACCCCACUCUGGGGAACCUUCUCAAAGUCGCACACUCUUCUCUCACCCCUUUUCUGUUCCCCCCCUUAAUGCUUUCUCCCACCCCUCCCACUUGUAUCUGUGACAAAAUCCCCCCUCGGGGGGGCUGCCAGGCCACCUGGGACAAAUGGCAGCAGUGCCGUGAGGCCAGGCUGCAGACCAGAGGGAGACGGUGGUCGAGGUUGAUGCUGUACGGGGGUGAGUGUGCUCUUGCCACAAAAACAGGUGCCCCCUCCCAGCCUUCUCCGUCUCUGCCACCCAGAUCUUCUGCUUGCCCCUGCCCUCCUCCCCCUGGUGCCAAGGGAAAGCGGCCUGGCCCCCAGCCCCUCCUCACCAGUGCCCUGCGGGCCAGCAGCUGUGUGCGUGCUGGCGCAUUUGCCGCUGCGGGGAAGAGGCAGCGCUCGUGGGAUGGCUUUGAGCCGUGAAGCUGCCGCUGUGGAUAGGUGGCACCGGAGGCGCAGGGGGAAUCGGGCUGUACGGGAGCCGGAAUCGCACAUCCCCUCCGUGCCAGCCAAGGAAAGGGAAGGCAAAACGAAGCACUCGGACAAGUUCCUCUGUCCUGGGGCCUGGGCAGAUGGCAGAGGGGGAAGCACCAUCGGCCUCAUCCCACCUCCCUGGCAUGGGUUUGUGGGGUGUGGACAAGAGGUGCCCGAGUGCACCGGCCUGUUACCACUGUAACAGCCUUCGGGGAUCGGCCUUGUCGGCUCCUGGAGCAGACAAGAACCAGCUCUCCCCUAAACAAGUGUUUCAUGCUGUCAUUUUAAGUCUCUAGAUAUUAUUUUUACUGUUAACCAAAAAGCUGUAAAUUAAUUCUAGGAAUAUGUGUAUAUUUUGGCAUUGUUGUAGCUCAGGAUGGGGUUCAGGUUGGAGCUGGCUCAGGGAGACUAACUCGUCCUCGCCCUGCGGUGGCAGCAGGGAUGCAGGUCGGGAGCGGAGAAUUGCUGCUUUGUGGUGGUGGCUCUGGAGAUGGAGUCUGACUUUCUGCUGAAAGCGCUUGUCUGUGAGCACAAACUACUCAUGAAAUGACACUAGAUUCUUACUUUCCUUUAUUCUGUGGGUUUGUAAAUAAACUGCAUCUUGGGAGA